Molecule: messenger RNA, 942 nt
Organism: Solanum dulcamara
Lineage: Eukaryota; Viridiplantae; Streptophyta; Magnoliopsida; Solanales; Solanaceae
Product: FBD-associated F-box protein At4g10400-like
Exons: 4
Coding region: 1-942 (313 amino acids)
Source: RefSeq, a predicted model, not a curated record
AUGGUAGCAAAGAAGAUAUUACAACAAAAUAUUAAGAUACAAGCAACAGACAGACAAGUUACAAAGUUUACCCUCUGCGUUCCUUAUUUGGAUACAUGUCCUAAUAUUGACAACUUGAUACGUUUCCUCUCUAGAAAUGCCAUUCAACACCUUGUUCUUAAACUUCCAAUCAGGGGUCGUCCAUACAAAUUGCCGUCUUCAUUUUUCACAUGUUUCCAGUUAAGGCAUCUGACUCUCCAGAAUUGUUCAAUACCUGAUCAACCAUCCUUCGAAGGAUUUGAUAGGUUAAUUAGCCUAGAACUACGUGAUGUUACGGUUUCUUCCAAGUUGCUUGAACGUUUAAUCUCUCGUUGGUUGUUGCUCGAGCAGUUGGUGCUGCAGAUCUCAGGUGCUUCAAGCGAUGUCAUUGAAAUUAGCGCUCCAAUUCUGAGAUCCUUUGACUACACAGGCAAUAUAAGAUCUGUCUGUUUAAAAAAUAUCCCUCGUCUGGCAAAGCUUUCACUUUCGCAUAGGGAAUAUUAUGUGGGAGCAGGAAAAUGUAAUAUUGCCAAGUUUUUUGAGUCUUUCUCUGCCCUCGAGUACCUCCACUUGAAUGACAAGAUAAAUUUCUUUGCUGCAGGAGCAGGUGAAGUACCAACAAGGCUUUCUUAUGAUCUUUAUUGUGUCAAACAUCUCCGCAUAUCUAGCAUAUAUCUGUCUGACUCAAACGAGGUUUCAUGUGCCCUUUGCUUGAUACGAAGCUUCCCGAAUUUACAAUCUAUGGAAAUUAAGGUGGAGUCUGAUGACCAUGAUAUACCAGCUCUAGAAUCUCUUGAAGUGGAACACUUCUCAGAUGUGACGUUUAAUCACCUCAGAGAAGUUAAGCUAAUGCAAACUAAUGGCACAGUCCCUGGCCAAGUCUCCCGAGCUGAUGAGAAUUCUAAUCGAGCCAUGUCUAGUUGA